Molecule: messenger RNA, 864 nt
Organism: Phyllotreta striolata
Lineage: Eukaryota; Metazoa; Arthropoda; Insecta; Coleoptera; Chrysomelidae
Source: the annotation of a GenBank genome assembly
AUGGAUGAGUUCAGCAUCGGAAGCGGCGCCGAGAGUCCGUUAGAUUUGAGAGGUACCGCCGACGGGAGUACCGCGAAAUCAAAGAUCAACAGUACUGCGAAAAAAACCAAUCAACAGCUGAUCAAGCCACCUUACUCGUACAUAGCCCUGAUCACCAUGGCGAUCCUGCAAUCGCCCCAUAAGAAGCUCACCCUCAGCGGGAUCUGCGAGUUCAUAAUGAGCAGGUUCCAGUACUACAGGGAUAAGUUUCCGGCGUGGCAGAACAGCAUCAGGCACAAUCUGUCGUUGAACGAUUGCUUCAUCAAGAUACCGCGGGAGCCGGGGAAUCCCGGAAAAGGGAAUUAUUGGACGCUGGAUCCGCUGGCUGAGGAUAUGUUCGAUAACGGGAGUUUCUUGAGGAGGAGGAAGAGAUACAAGCGGCCCCAAGCCAACCUGAUGCUGCGCGACCACCACAUGGUGGCCUCCUUCCUCUCCGGCCAUCCGGACACCUACCAACAGAACAUCUUCAACUACCCCAACCUCCACGGCCCCGGCCCCUACUCGUACCUGCCGGGCUUCGGCGGCCCCGGCAACCUGCCCCUGCUCGGCCCCGUCGACCUAUCGCGCCUGGGGCUCGGCCACCUGGGGCUGGCGCCGCCGCCGCUCUGCAAGCCGGUGCCGGUGCAGGCGGGCGGCGGCGGCGGCGGCGGCGGCGACGCGCCCGAGGAGUGCACGCGGAGCGCCGUGGAGGCCAGGAAGGGCAAGAACGGGUUCUCCAUCGAUUCGAUCAUGGGGCUCGUGGGGGGCGAGAACAAGCGGGAUUUGGGGGGCUUGGGGGCAUCGGCGUUUUCGGCCAUUUCCUCCGGCGAUGAUUGGGGGAGGUGA